This is a messenger RNA of Ceratotherium simum simum (southern white rhinoceros), 387 nucleotides long. The record is from RefSeq and is a predicted model, not a curated record. Lineage: Eukaryota; Metazoa; Chordata; Mammalia; Perissodactyla; Rhinocerotidae.
CGUCAUCACCGAGCGCCGGGCCGCCUGGACAGCGCGAGGGCGGCGGGCGACGGGCCUGAGGAGGUGCGAUGCUCAGCCGGCUUCAGGAGCUGCGCAAGGAGGAGGAGACGCUGCUCCGGUUGAAGGCGGCGCUGCACGACCAGCUGAACCGGCUCAAGGUUGAAGAAAUGGCCCUUCAAUCAAUGAUUAGAAGAGGGGAUGAGAUGCUGCCCUCUCCACCUGCACCUGAACAAUCACAUGAUCAGAUGUUGGUGCAUGUAGACAAUGAAGCAUCAAUCAACCAAACUGCACUGGAGUUGAGCACAAGGAGCCAUGUGCCAGAAGAAGAGGAGGAAGAGGAGGAAGAAUCAGAUUCCUGAAGGGGGAGAAGAGCUGGGGUUAGUUAUA